AGAGAUCUUGCACCAUGUCGCUUUCAGCAGAAAAAGUUAAAAAGGCCAAGGAGCAUUUACUCAAGGCACUCAAAGAAGAGAAUUCAAAGACGGUAGAUGACUUGCUGGAGUAUCUGAAAGGCGUUACAGCAUCAACGGAGCUUUUGAAGGCGACCGGAAUAGGAGUUACCGUCAAUUCUAUACGAAAGAAUACCUCCACCACCGAAAACCAAAAGAAUGCUGCGAAAUUGCUAGUUUCAAAGUGGAAAGAUGACGUGGCAUCUAGCAACGGAACCCCCAAAAAAGCGACCAACGGAUCGACGAGGCCUGUAAUGAAAGUUGACACAUCGACUAACUCAAAUCCGUCAUCGCGGCGGUCAUCCGAGGCUGGGACACCCCACUCUGCGGAUAGGGCAGAGAGGACGAUCGAGGGGGAUAACCUUUCAUUCAAGUCAACGGGGGACAAAGUUCGAGAUAAGUGUAUCGGGUUGCUAUACUCUGCCCUCACACUAGAUGUAGAUAUUGAUGGUGAAGGAGUACUACCAAAAGCCAUAAAAAUCGAAGACGUAACAUAUAUCGAGAAUGGUGGCGCGACGGGCGCCUACAAAAGUCGCAUUCGCUCCCUUUGCUUCAAUUUGAAGGAUAAGAACAACCCAGAUCUUCGUGACCGCAUCCUGCAGGGUAAAAUAGCGGCUGAGCGCUUUGCCAAAAUGACAACUGAAGAGAUGGCCUCGGCGGACAGGAAGAAGGAAGUUGAGAAGGCAUUAAAGGAAUCGCUAGAGGAGGCAGUGUCGGCAACGGACAAUCAGUCGGAGACUGAUAUGUUCCAAUGCGGCAAAUGCAAGCAGAGGAAGACCAAAUACUAUCAAAUGCAGACACGUAGUGCUGACGAACCUAUGACCACGUUCGUGACCUGCGUGGUGUGUGGAAACAAGUGGAAAUUCUGUUGAGGGUCAAACACUGAGCAAUGUGAUCGUGUUGACGUAGUAGAAAAUGGCUUGCAUGGUGGACGUUGGUCGAUUUUCAUGGGGGGAAUGUACAUAUUUGUUGAACUAGCUUCAAGGUUGUCUAGAGACGCUGCUCUGAAUGGAUAGGGACCGUUGAAGAAAGAACCCAUGCUAUCGUCCCAGAGGCGGCAGCACGUAAUUGGUUAUGAUAUUGUCAAAAAAUCGCAAUCCUUCAACUGUGUCGUCUCUACAUAUCAAUCCUCUACUUUCGGUCAACUGAGAACAUGGUAGAACGUCAGUUAAAUCCCAUAAAACGACAAAAAUACGCAGUUACAGUCAGGCAUACGCACUAGUAAUUGCUCCACAGCCAGCACGACGGACACUUGUUCCAAAGGCGCCAAAUCGACGGCCUUCAAGCCAUCCUUUGCACCUUUUACGUGUGCGUGAAC
Messenger RNA from Spizellomyces punctatus DAOM BR117, 1375 nucleotides. RefSeq names its product transcription elongation factor S-II. The record is from RefSeq and is a predicted model, not a curated record. Gene Ontology annotation, biological process: transcription elongation by RNA polymerase I; transcription antitermination; transcription elongation by RNA polymerase II. Bases 15 to 929 code for a protein of 304 amino acids. Gene Ontology annotation, cellular component: nucleus. Lineage: Eukaryota; Fungi; Chytridiomycota; Chytridiomycetes; Spizellomycetales; Spizellomycetaceae. The transcript has 5 exons. Gene Ontology annotation, molecular function: zinc ion binding; nucleic acid binding.